Messenger RNA from Mus caroli (Ryukyu mouse), 485 nucleotides. NCBI's taxonomy places the organism in Eukaryota, Metazoa, Chordata, Mammalia, Rodentia, Muridae. The record is from RefSeq and is a predicted model, not a curated record.
GGCAAUUAAUAACCCGGAAGCGAUCGCCAGUGCGGCGCUGUUUAAAGAUGGCGGCGGAGGAACCUCAGCAGCAGAAGCAGGAGCCACUGGGCAGCGACUCCGAAGGUGUCAGCUGUUUGGCCUACGAUGAAGCCAUUAUGGCUCAGCAGGACCGAAUUCAGCAAGAGAUUGCUGUGCAGAAUCCUCUGGUGUCAGAGCGGCUGGAACUCUCAGUUCUGUACAAGGAGUAUGCUGAGGAUGACAACAUCUACCAACAGAAGAUCAAGGACCUCCACAAAAAGUACUCAUACAUACGGAAGACCCGGCCUGAUGGCAACUGCUUCUACCGAGCGUUCGGCUUCUCCCACCUGGAGGCACUGCUGGAUGACAGCAAGGAACUGCAGCGGUGAGGAGGACGGGCACUGGGGCUCUGGGCCUCUCGUGAGGGUCAGGGCCUUAGGCCAGCCAUCAUUUGGGUUGCUUGGGGACUUCUUUUUGAGCUUGGU